Neolamprologus brichardi is the source of this 4780-nucleotide messenger RNA. RefSeq names its product ring finger protein 157 (gene rnf157). Gene Ontology annotation, biological process: protein ubiquitination. Gene Ontology annotation, cellular component: cytoplasm. Gene Ontology annotation, molecular function: ubiquitin protein ligase activity. The record is from RefSeq and is a predicted model, not a curated record. Lineage: Eukaryota; Metazoa; Chordata; Actinopteri; Cichliformes; Cichlidae.
AGGAGGUUACUUGUAACGGCGACUGCAGACCGUUAUUUCUGCCUUUGUUCCAUGAGCUGGGUUAAAACACCCCUGUCCGCCGUUUGUGAAAAGUUAACGACCUUUUUUCCUUUUAGCAUGUAGACUCCACAAACUUGCUAUUACCACCGGAUCCAUGUCAGCUUGAUUUACGUGAGCUCUCUGAGCUUUUUUGUCGUACAUUAUUCAGCUUUCACUCGUUUUCCCGCACAAGUCUAGCAAGUAACACUGUUUUCGGCUCGGCGUGUAUCCCACAGCGCCGUCCUCUCUCUGCACUGCAGUCAGCGCUGCUUGCACAUUUGGCGUAGGAAGGUCACGUUAUAGAGCGGCUCGUCACUAGCGCCUGCUGGAGAGGAGAGAGGGGGACUGCGCAAAAAACCACGGUCUGGAUUUGUGCCUGGCUGACGUCAUGGGGAGCCACAGAGCUCUCUGACAGGAUCCAGCACCGACGAGCACCCGGUAGGGGGGAAUACACGAUCAACAUCCAGUAGGGCCGGGAGACGAGCACAUCGCCGUUUUGUUCCACAAACGAGCCCAUAAAGUGAAGCCAGGAGCGGGGAUCGCGCUUCGGUAACGACUGCAGCUUACCACGAAAGCGCUUCCCCGCAGUUAAAGGGACUACCACAGCUGUUUUCUGCCUCAAAACACAAGCUUGCAGUGUUGGCCAGGGAGGGAUAAGCAGCAAGAGAACAACUACUAAUCCCCGGAACGGUCACAUUCACGGCGGGGCUCGGACCCGACAGUAAUGGACAGGGGAGCACGAACUGGAUUAAAUGAUAGGGAGUAAAGAGACGCAGCGUACAAAGCGGACCUGAAGUGUUAUGCCCGUUAAGCCGUGCGGUCUUUAUUUGACUGGAAAUGGGAGCUCUAACAAGCAGACAAAACAUAGGCGUGGAAGAAGUGGACAUCCCGUCCAAUUCGGUGUACCGCUAUCCACCGAAAUCUGGGAGUUACUUUGCCAGCCAUUUCAUCAUGGGGGGAGAGAAGUUUGACUCCACUCACCCGGAGGGUUACCUGUUUGGGGAGAAUACAGACCUUAACUUCCUGGGGACCAGACCAGUAGCGUUCCCGUAUGCAGCCCCUCCACCUCAGGAACCUGUGAAGACGCUACGAAGCCUUAUAAACAUUCGAAAGGACACGCUGCGACUCGUACGGUGCAGUGAGGACCUGAAGCUGCCCGGUGACGAAGCAGCGGGGAAGACCAGAGCCUGCUACAAUGUCGAGUUCACCUUUGAUGCUGACACACAGGUGGCCAUCACCAUCUACUACCAGGCCAUAGAGGAGUUUCACAACGGAGUGCCAGUUUACCUGCCCCAGGACAGCUCAUUGCAGUCUGAGACGGUACACUUCAAAAGGGGAGUUUGCCAGCAGUUCUGUCUGCCAUCACACACCGUCAACCUCAGCGAGUGGGCCGACGACGAGCUGCAGUUUGAUAUGGACAAGGAAAUCUUCCCCAUGGUUGUGCAGGCUGUUGUAGACGAGGGAGAGGAUCAUUUGGGCCACUCUCACAUACUGCUAGCUACAUUUGAAAAGCACAUGGAUGGAAGCUACUGUGUGAAGCCUCUGAAGCAGAAACAAGUGGUGGAUGGCGUGAGUUACCUACUGCAGGAGAUCUAUGGGAUCGAGAACAAAUACAACAGCCAGGAAUCAAAGGUUGCUGACGACGAAAUCAGCGACAACAGCGCGGAGUGCGUUGUGUGUUUGUCUGAUGUACGAGACACGCUCAUCCUGCCAUGCAGACACCUGUGUCUCUGCAAUGCCUGUGCAGACACCCUGCGCUACCAGGCCAACUGCUGCCCUAUCUGCAGACUGCCAUUCAGAGCUUUGCUGCAGAUUCGAGCAAUUAGGAAGAAACUCAGUCCUCUGUCACCUAGCAGCUUUAACCCCGUCAUCACUUCCCAGACCUCGGACUCAGAGGAACACUCGGCAUCAGAGCACAUCCCUCCUGGUUACGAGGCGGUGUCUCUCUUGGAGGCCUUGAACGGCCCCCUCAACACCACCUCAGUAGCUCCUGCUCCUCUCCACUCUGGUCCCAGCCACGUCUCUGGAGCCCUUCCUCCGUAUAGCAGCGAGCCUCACCCUGCCCCGGCUCGCUCCCUCUCUCCUCUGGACCACUCCAACUCCGGCCAGGCUCUUAAACUCAAGAAGAGUGGUUCAAAGUCACUUUCCCAGAAUUCCUCUGUGCUUCCCGAGGAGGACGAGAAGUCUUGCAGUGAAUCCGAGGCCUGUCGCCACAAACUCGCUGUGGACCAGCAGGAGUGUGGAGUAACUCCAGACAGCGAGAACCUGACUUUCUCCUCCUCUGGAGCCAUCGACCAGUCAUCCUGCACCGGCACCCCCCUCUCCUCCACCAUUACCUCCCCAGAAGACCCAGUGAGCAGCAGCCUGGCCCAGUCAGUGAUGUCCAUGGCCUCGUCCCACUCGCAGCACUCCCACAUCAGCACUGACACCAUGUCCUCCAUGUCAGGGUCCUACCUGGCCGGGGCCGAAGGUGAACCCGGGGGGGACGAGGGGGGAGAUGUGGACUGCGAGGAGAACCAGGAAGCCUCCAUGGAGAACCGAAGACCGUCACAGCAAGACAGGGAAUUUUCCAAAGAGCCAAAGGAACAAAACUAUUCAGUGGCUGUAGAGGAUCAGGACUCAGAGGGAAAUGAUGUCACCGAAGAGGACUGCUCAUCUCCAUCUAAUGGGAAAGGUGGGCGGAGCAGGUGUCCAGAGUUGGCCAAUAACAAUCAGGGCGUCGCCCUCUGUGACACGCCCUCUUUGGGGUUGGAUAAUGAGCAGGCUCCCAACAGCCGUUUCGCGGACCUGUUGUACCUCGGGGGCUACAGGCCUGUUUUGGAGCCUCUCCCCCACCACAACUCCACCAGCAACAUGAACCUGGAGGAGCAGGGGGCAGAGAGCAGGGUCCAGAGUCCCAAACAUCCCUGCCGUGGACCACUCAUUGUGUAACACACACGAACACACACCAAUCUAAACUUACUCAUCCAGUCAGCUCUUCUUAAUCCUGCCACAGUGCUGCAGCGCUGGAUACUGUCCUCACUGAACAGGGACUCACAUCCCCAUCUUUCUCAAAAUUUCCUGGAUGAUUCUGGAUUGGAGUGAGGAGGAAAGAGGAACCACACCUCUCCAUUGUCUGUGCGUUUUUUUUUCCCUCACAGGAGUUUCCUUGUUUUCUUAUCUGUGAUCUAACUUGUUGUGGGAAUGAUUAGCCUACUGCUACGUUAUUAUUUAUUACCUGUAGGUUUAAUGAGAGCUGUGUAUUGUGACACUAUCUUUAGAAAAAAUAUAUGCUGCUCCUCUUCUUUUUUCCCUUUCUUCCUAUUACCAGCUAAACAGUCAGGGGCUACUGUGAUCGGCAAUCGGAUUUAUUACUAGCGUAUUUCUCCUUCUCUGUUGUAAACUGUAUGCCUGACGAGUGGUCGGACGCUUUGACGCUAAAAGUCAUCUGACACCGGACUACCUUACCUUACUGAGCUAGAAAGUGCUGACCCCUCUCCUCUCAUCAGGGAGCUCCUGUCUCGACUUCGCAUGCAACUUUCCAAGUUUUCCUCUCAUUUCCACCAUGCUUUUGAAACACAACGACCUGUGCUGAAUGUCAAUUCAAAAGUGCAGAAGUGAUCGGACUCGUAUGGCGGUCGAUGAGCCAAGUUACAGUGGCCAAAAUGAACAGAGAUCAACUGGAGGAAGGAAAAAAAGAUGCCACACAGAAUGUAGGACGAUAAUCUCAUAGAAGGGGAAUGUACGGGACGUCUGAAAUGUCCCCUGACUGGAAUCAAACACAAACUUUGACUCACACUCAAACACACCACUGGCACCGUCUCCAUCUACAGCUCCAUCUUAGCAUGUCAGUAUUAUUGUAGUGCAACUUGAAAUCAACAAAUACCACCGAGCAAUAAAGACACUGCAUCUCGUCCUUUUUUUCCUGCACUAGGAUGCUUGUUCGCAGUUCAAACAGUGGGAAAAAACUGUUUGCGCUGCUGGGUCAUAUUCAGACGUUUCAUUGUGUUUGUUACUGCUUUUUUUUUUUUUUAAAAAAUUAAUAAAUUUCAGCGUUGCCAUUGUAAAUGGAUUUCUUGUGAGACAAGCAUCAAUACAGUGAAAGACUUGGCCCACACUGCUGUCUUGCAUCUUGCUCAUCUUCAUGCUUCCCGGUUUGUACCAUUCCCUCGAGCCUGUUUCUUCCUGUUUGUGACGCUUUUAGUUCGUGAGAUACACUUUAAUGUAUAUCACCUGUUGUUGACCUCUGUUUCUGUGUUUUAAUUUGUUGCAGAACACUGUGUUGUUUAUUAGAAUGUGGAUGAAAAUAUGUGAAAAAUUUGUAAAGGUUUACACACGAAUAACUGAAAAGGGACAAUAUCAACAUUUAAUGCACUAUUAGCUGAUUCCUAGACGACACACUUUGCGGUGCAUGAGGCGACAGUAGAGUAAGCAUGUUAGUCUAGGUCAGCCUGCACCCUACUGUAGACUUGAUGAUGGAUCACUGCACAUGCAUAAAGACGUAACGUAUCCUUCUGCAGUGUUAAAUAUCAGUUUCUGGAACCCUAUUCUGUUGGCCGUUAAGGUCAAGACUACUGCACUACUAUAACCAAGCUGCGAACAGUCACAUGAUCACAGUCCGAAUGUGUUAAUGAAGCUGUAUUACAGCACCAGUCACAGUAUGAUAUCAAAGGGAUGGGUCCCAUAUCUGCAAGACCCCACUUUUCUAGAGUGAAAAUGUCAAUGAAGACUUUGAACAGACAAUAAAGUUUUUGCAACUAAA